UGUGUGUCUGCCGCGCUCGAGCGCAGAACCCGACUGUCCACAAGCGACUCAAGUGCGUGCUGCUGAGAGUAUACCUCAACUGAGCUGGGCACAGUAUAGACAAGACACAUUUUAGUCAUUCGUUUGGGCUUCCUGGAUUAAGCAUUACUUUAUAAAAUACAGGGCAUGGUGACAGAGAGGAGCGGGGGAAUCCUCUCUCCUGCGUCUUCAGUGAAGAUUCAGCGUUAAUGUGAAUGAAACUGUUUGCCCAAUUACCUGCCAGAAGCGAAGAUGUGUCGAGCUGUGAGGGAAUAGUGCCGUUUAAUCGACCUUAGAUACGACCGAAAGUCUCAAACUUCUAUUUCGUUUGACUGACAUUGAGACGUCAUGGCAUCAGUGUCGUGGAGACACGCGCUUGUCUGCUUGGUGAUUGUGAAUCUGUCAGUGCUAACGGCGGCAUGCAGCAGCCACUAUGAAUAUGCCAUUGAGGGAUUCUGCCUGGCCAAGUUCAAGCUGGAUAUGGAGGUUCUUGAUCAGCAUCAGUGGUGUAACUGGGAGGACACAGUAGAGUCCUAUGGAGAACUGACCAACUGCACGUUCCUAGUGGCUCUGAAGAUGAACUGUUUCUGGCCCAACAGUCUGGUGGAUGAAUUCUUCAUCAGAGUGCACAGGCACUACUUCCACGACUGCUCAUUGUCAGGACGGCUGCUUCACGACCCGCCAAAUCGGAUCCUUGGGCCUUUUAUCGUGGUGCCUAUUCUGGUUACACUACUCAUGACUGCUCUAGUGGUUUGGAGGAGUAAACGCAGCGAGGGAAUCAUGUAGGCUAUGGCAGUUAACCAAAUACAAGUCCAGAACAAGACCAGGUGACAUACUAUGAACACUAAGAAACACUUUUCUUUCUCAAGACUUUCUAAUCAGGUGGUUGGAUAUGGAACAAUCAAAACACUUUCCAAGAGAGAAAAUUUUUACUGUGUUAUUGGCAAACAGUAGAGACAAAAACUUUGGACACAGUUACCUUUAGGUAGUUUAUGACUAAAUACUUUGUCAUGCCAGCAUAUCAUCGAUAAAACGGAUCUACAUCUGGAUGUAAGUGUCUUGUGAACACUGGACUCAAUCUUUUUUUCACCCGUCAACUUCAAUACAUUUGACACUCAUAAAAGCAUUUGUGCUUUGUGCCAAAUGCUGAAAGCAGCAGUCAUAAGUAGAAUUAUUAUCCUGACUUAAAAAAAUAACAAUAAAAAAGGGAAAAACCAAUGACAUUUACAAUACUGACGAUCCCAAAAAUUAAAAAAUGUAUUAAAGAUAGUAGGCCUAAUGAAAUGACAUUGUAUUAAUGUGUUGUUUGAACAGGCUCCUAAAUAGAAAAAUCUUCUAGAUAUUUGCCAAAAUGCACUUACCUCCAUCUAAUAUCACUGUAAGUGACACUCAUAAGCUCUCCAACACCUAGUGAGCUGCCUACCGAGACAGCAUUAUUAAAAAUCAUAGUGCACUUCUGACACAUAGGCUGUUCUAAAUGAUAAGCAGCAACAUUAUGCUGCCUUCUAAGAUACCUCGUUUUGGCCAAAAUGUAAUGCAGCAUUACAUGUAUCCUUCAUAGAAACGGCAAUUCCAGAAUGUGUUGGGAAACCCUGCCUUAGAGAGUAAGAUACAGAAAAGCAGCUCACUAGGUUUUGGAACAGAGCUAUAGACUUUUGUACUGAGAGAGGCUGAUACUGAUCUGAUACUAUUUGAAGCAGUGAACUGAGAUAAUUGCUGCUUUUAUUUGGUGUUAUUCAUCUCAUGGUCUCACUUCAGGUCAUCGUGUCAAGGGAAAAUGAUUUUCUUUCAAUGCAGACCAACCUCUCGGCUAAGGAGCUUGCAGCAUUUGUCAUAGGAUUAUUCACCAUAUUAGCAUUAAAAGGAUGUCUGCAUUCAGACUGUUUCACUAAUAGCUUUUUCAGAUAUACAUUUCUGGAAAUAUCUGUAUCACUGGAGUUUAGCACUCACAGUGAGUGGUUUAAAAGCCUGUGGAAUUUACCUGCCUGUGGCUUAUUAUGGCGAAGAGAAAACAGAUCUCUCUAAUAUCAUCUGAACUUCAAAGCUUCUGAUUUCUGCUGCAGUUAAAAUAAAGUAAUUUGCCCUCAA
Messenger RNA from Myxocyprinus asiaticus (Chinese sucker), 2106 nucleotides. RefSeq names its product receptor activity-modifying protein 1-like. Gene Ontology annotation, cellular component: cell surface; membrane; signaling receptor complex. The record is from RefSeq and is a predicted model, not a curated record. Gene Ontology annotation, biological process: regulation of G protein-coupled receptor signaling pathway; G protein-coupled receptor signaling pathway; protein localization to plasma membrane. Lineage: Eukaryota; Metazoa; Chordata; Actinopteri; Cypriniformes; Catostomidae. The transcript has 3 exons. Bases 367 to 804 code for a protein of 145 amino acids. Gene Ontology annotation, molecular function: coreceptor activity.